Rangifer tarandus platyrhynchus (Svalbard reindeer) is the source of this 333-nucleotide messenger RNA. The record is from the annotation of a GenBank genome assembly. Lineage: Eukaryota; Metazoa; Chordata; Mammalia; Artiodactyla; Cervidae.
AUGGGGCGGCACGGCUCAGGGGAGCCAGGGGGACUGGAGCGGGCCACCCCGCAGGAGCCCCAGGGGGCAGUGUCCCCUCCCCCACUGGGAGCCGGGUGCAGACCACUCGGUCCCCACCGAGGUGCCCGGAGUCCGCGUGAGCGAGGCUGCGUGGAGGGGAGAGGCAUCCUUGCAGACCUGCCCUGGGUCCGCUGGAGGCAGAGGCCGGCGCUGCCCUGGGACACGAGGGUCCAGCACCCGCCCCUGAGGCCCGCUCUCUCUAACGGGCCCGUCAUAAUGCCCUCGUCGUCACCCCCUGUUCACACCCCUCCUCCACUGCCGAGCGAUCCUUAG